AAAAGUCUGAUAACCUGUUCGUUAGUACGCAACUGAAAUGGAUUCAACAAUAGUAAAAGGAUUUAACCUUAACGAGGAAAAACAAAAGUGGUCAAACCUUGUUCAAGAAAUGCCGACAAGCGAGAACGAGACCGGACGAAUUACAAUAAUUGGAUCGGGAAUAAAAAGUAUUGGCCACCUCACAUUGGAAGCCGUUGGCUUCAUGAAAUCCUGCGAUAAAGUGUUCUAUUUAGUGGCCGAUCCUGCCACCGAGGUCUACAUUAAAGAGAUGCGACCAGACGCCAUGGAUCUGUACGCCAUGUAUGAUGACGGGAAGGAUAGAUACGAGACAUAUGUCCAGAUAUCAGAGGUGAUACUUCAAGAGGCUAGAAAAGGUGUACAUGUUGCGGCCGUUUUUUACGGUCAUGCGGGAGUAUUUUGCCUGCCUCCACACCGAAUCCUGCAGAUUGCCAAGAGGGAGAGGAUAGCUGCCAAAAUGUUGGCGGCACCAUCUGCUGAGGAUUGCUUGUUCGCUGAUCUUGAGAUCGACCCGGCCUUUCCCGGAUGUCAAUCGUUUGAGGCGACCGACAUGCUGCUACGGAAACGGAAACUUUUCACGGACAUUCACACGGUUCUGUGGCAAGUUGGAUGCGUCGGAAAGACCGAUUUUCAGUAUCAAGGUUUCGGAAACGAAAAAUUACAUGUUUUGAUUGAUUUCCUUCAAGACAUCUACGGAAGAGAUUAUGAGAUCGUUCACUACAUCGGGUCGCAGUAUGCGGUUUGCGACCCAGUCAUUGAGAAGUUCAAACUGAGCGAGUUCAAGAUGAAGAAGGUCCAGGAGAAAAUCAAGUCUAUUUCGACCUUUUACAUCCCGCCAAAGGAUGUCUCCAGUGUUGAUGAAAACAUGUUGAAAGAAUUAGGUUUUCACCAGGAAGAAAUAAGCAGAGGCUUCAAGAAGGCAUUCAAAGAUAUUUCGUCUUACGGUGCGACAGAAAAAAAGGCGUUAGCAGCGCUCAAGGAUUGGCGUUUCCCGAUCAACUACUCUUUUGUCGAACCGACAAACAUGUCGAGGAAGCUGGUUCAACUCUGUCUGAAUCCCGCGGAAGAAAAAAUGUCUAACCUUACAGAGGACGAGCAAAAAGUGGUAAGAAAUGGGGACAGCGGAGCGAUUAGAAGGAUGCUUAAACCACAUGGGGAAAUGGUUGCAGGGGAUGUGGUAGUCGUGGCUGUUGUGAUUAUAAUGGCAUAA
Molecule: messenger RNA, 1228 nt
Organism: Mya arenaria
Lineage: Eukaryota; Metazoa; Mollusca; Bivalvia; Myida; Myidae
Exons: 2
Coding region: 38-1228 (396 amino acids)
Molecular function (GO): methyltransferase activity
Source: RefSeq, a predicted model, not a curated record